GAUACCAAGAUGCCCUGUUCCGCGGUGACGCUGUCCCUCGCGACCAUAACCGGUAUCAUUGCCACUGGUCUUCUGGCGAUCGCCUUUUCUACGGAUAACUGGCUCUACACCGAGGUCAAACGUGCCCAAAUCCAGCAAUAUGCAGCCAAGCAUGCCGAGCAGAGCCACUUGGUGGUGAAAAUGAAUACAAAGUACUAUUACUACACGAGGACGCAGGGUCUCUUCAGGAUAUGCUAUCCCAAAGAAAGGCCACCGACUGUUCAAACCUACUUAAGUCCUGUGGAGACACACUGUAUGAACAUCAAUUACUUCAUCCCUGACGAAGAAAACCUAACAAGGGGCUUCUCGGACGAUGCAAUGACUCGACUUCACAUGGGCAGAUCUGUGAUAGCUCUGUUUAUAGUGGGAUUCGUCGCAAUCUUUACGGCAUUCUGGACGGGAGUGGUAGGCUGCUGGAAGAGGUCACCAGGAAAUAUCACAGCCACCGCAAUCUUGAUGUUGCUAGCAUGCCUAUUAAGUGCUAGCGCCAUGGGGCUGUGGCACGGAGUGGAAUAUUAUGAGAAAGAGAAAAUCGUCGGAGAAGAGUACUAUCAACAAUGGAGUAACGUCCUGAAGGACAACUCACUAAUCUCGUACGACUGGUCGUACGUGGUCGCUUGGGUCGGCGUCGGUUGGUCGUUGGUCAGCGCGAUCUUGUUUAGCGCCGCGGCGAUUUGCUUGAGGGGCGAGAGAAUGCGCGAGGAGGCGAUGAACAUGCAGUACCUCAUGCCUGUAUAUCCUCAGAAGCAACAGUACGCUUAUGCAGGCUACCCAGCACCGGCAGCAUAUCCAGGACCUUACUAUCAUGGAUCGCAGUACGGACCGUACAACUACUGAAGAAAUUCCGUGUCAUCUCUAUCAACAGGGGAAAGAAAGAGUCUAGAGCGCGGAGCGUGAAACGUGCUCGUAGUGAACAAAAUGUAACCUGGCAAGCGAUGAUUCCCAAAGGGAAUGAUAAAAAAAAAAAAAAAAGAAAAACGAAACGGACGAGACAAAAAACGAAGACGCCGAGAGGUCGAUCGUAAAUCCCAAACCGAGCCUGCACGAGGAGAAAAAUAAAAAACAAAGAAGGACGACCUUGGGUCCCGCCCUAGGUAUAAUUUAUCAUUUGUUUUAAACGAUACGUUACGGACGUUCUGGUGCACACCUGCGGGUCCCACGAUCUCCGAUCUCCGUUUUCUCUUUCGGCAGGUGUCCGUUUGGAACAUGAUCGCUCGCACGGGAAUCAGUUUGACUCGCGAGAGAGACAGUUGCUCAAAAACAAUCCGCGUACUUACUUAGAACUGGGAUGACCCUAUAUGCAAUAAUACUUCUUUUUUCUUUCUCAAAUCUAAUAUUCUUUACUGCAUUACUCUUCGUACGUGUUGAUCGUGCUAGGACAAUAAUAAUAGUAAUGGUAAUAGUAACAAUAAUGAGAAGAGAUAUGAACGUGGAAGAGAGAUACGUAACAUAAGUGUUGGUCAUUGAUUACACGUUUGAUUGGCUACAUGAUCUUUCUCAGGUGAAUGAGGAACGGCAUAUCGUUCAACAUUUAUCUCGCAAUAUCGUGACGUCGAAUUUCUAAAAGUACCGUACGACUGAUGAGGUUAACCGUCAAUUCUUAUAGUGCCUUACUUUCAAUUACCUUUCAUUCUUACUGUAAACCGACAGUAUGGAACAUUAUCAUCACCGACAGUAUCGUCGAACGCUUCGUUACCUUUGUUCCAGUUCAGGCAAACAAUUUAUUAAUUAUACGAAGGAUAUUCGACGAUAUAUAGCUAAGUGAAGCCGAAACUACACUGUUCCUUUAAAGUGAAACAGUGUAAACUCGGCUUUAGAGUUAGCAAACCGAGUGGAGGGGCGAAUACGUCAAACAAAUAUUGUGCAAAAUUGUUGUUUAUUUAUGUUCGAACGAGUAGAAAUUUCGUCAGCGAAAAAAAAAAUUCGACAACAUGGUGCGAGAGAAAUAUCCGUUAGUCAAAUCGAUAUAAAUGGCAAAAAGCGUAAAAUGGGUGCAUCGUAUCAUUUAUAGAUAUCACAUUUCAUAAUAAUGAUUUGCCUCAUCAACUCACUAGACUUUUUAAUGUGUAGAUUCCCUCUUUUUUAUAACGACAUAUAAGAUUUCUUGUUGCGGUAUCGUUACGUAAGGUAUUAAGAAGUAAAAAAUAUUUCAAUUAUUUUAUACAUGCAUAUUUUUUUGAGUAAAUAAAUUAAAUCAGAUUUAUACCAAUUAUUACUUCUUUCAAUUGUUACAAUUAUACUAUAAAAGUUAGACGAAUGUGGAAAGAAAUUGAAUUAUGUAAGUAUACAUAACUGUUUGUUUAUGUACAUUCAAAAUCGGAUAUUUUAUUGUACUCAGAAACAAAUAUUAUUAAAAAUCCUAACCCUUUAUGUAUUAUAAAAGGUGCAACGUAUCAUUAAAAGUUAUUUAAUAUAUUUGAUACGUUAUAAACA
This is a messenger RNA of Bombus terrestris (buff-tailed bumblebee), 2472 nucleotides long. RefSeq lists its product as uncharacterized. Gene Ontology annotation, cellular component: membrane. NCBI's taxonomy places the organism in Eukaryota, Metazoa, Arthropoda, Insecta, Hymenoptera, Apidae. The transcript has 7 exons. Bases 10 to 876 code for a protein of 288 amino acids. The record is from RefSeq and is a predicted model, not a curated record.